GGCGCUUCAAGCUACAACUCUUGUUUGCCGGCAUUGUGGCGACCACAGCCGGACUCCUAUAAAAGUGGGUUCGCUCUUCGAAUGCCGUUCAGUGCUACUUCUCAUUUGGUACAGUGUACAUCGCGAGAUUCACAACAGAAGAAAAAAAUUAAAAUGGCUGACUUCUACUACCUGCCCGGCUCCUCCCCCUGCCGCUCCGUGAUCAUGACCGCCAAGGCCGUGGGCGUCGAGCUGAACAAGAAGCUGCUCAACCUGCAGGCCGGUGAGCACCUGAAGCCCGAGUUCUUGAAGAUCAAUCCCCAGCACACCAUUCCCACGCUGGUGGACAACGGAUUCGCGCUGUGGGAGUCCCGCGCCAUCCAGGUGUACCUGGUGGAGAAGUACGGCAAGACCGACUCGCUGUACCCCAAGUGCCCCAAGAAGCGCGCCGUGAUCAACCAGCGCCUGUACUUCGACAUGGGAACGCUGUACCAGAGCUUCGCCAACUACUACUACCCACAGGUGUUCGCCAAGGCGCCCGCCGAUCCCGAGGCCUUCAAGAAGAUCGAGUCCGCCUUCGAGUUCCUGAACACCUUCCUGGAGGGACAGGAGUACGCCGCCGGUGACUCCCUCACCGUGGCCGACAUUGCCCUGGUGGCAUCCGUGUCCACGUUCGAGGUGGCCGGAUUCGAGAUCAGCAAGUACGCCAAUGUGAACAAGUGGUACGAGAACGCCAAGAAGGUGACUCCCGGAUGGGAGGAGAACUGGGCCGGAUGCCUGGAGUUCAAGAAGUACUUCGAAUAAGCCUGAUAUUCACGUUUUAAUACCCGUACAUAUGAUGUAGUAUUUAUAUUCACGUUCACAAACAACAAUUCCAAAUUCGCCUGUCUACAAAGACAAUAAAUAAGUGUUCGUUUUUUUGAAUGCACAAAAUACAAA
Molecule: messenger RNA, 918 nt
Organism: Drosophila simulans
Lineage: Eukaryota; Metazoa; Arthropoda; Insecta; Diptera; Drosophilidae
Gene: GstD1
Product: glutathione S-transferase 1-1-like
Exons: 2
Coding region: 82-783 (233 amino acids)
Biological process (GO): glutathione metabolic process
Molecular function (GO): glutathione transferase activity
Source: RefSeq, a predicted model, not a curated record